This is a messenger RNA of Filobasidium floriforme, 948 nucleotides long. RefSeq names its product anaphase-promoting complex subunit 11 RING-H2 finger-domain-containing protein. Lineage: Eukaryota; Fungi; Basidiomycota; Tremellomycetes; Filobasidiales; Filobasidiaceae. Gene Ontology annotation, molecular function: cullin family protein binding; zinc ion binding; ubiquitin protein ligase activity. Gene Ontology annotation, biological process: protein ubiquitination; anaphase-promoting complex-dependent catabolic process; positive regulation of mitotic metaphase/anaphase transition. Bases 161 to 793 code for a protein of 210 amino acids. The record is from RefSeq and is a predicted model, not a curated record. Gene Ontology annotation, cellular component: anaphase-promoting complex; nucleus. The transcript is spliced from 3 exons.
ACAAACAGUUUCCGAAGCUGACAGAGAACCGAAACGCCUGUAACGGUGACGAAAGGCAGAGCAUCAAAGGAUAGAUAGGUUCCUGAAAGUCGACGAGACGAACUGAAAUCGUCCAGAGAUCAAGAUCGAGAUCAUUAUCAGAUUGAUCUCAGCGCUCAGCAUGAAGAUCACCUACAACGCCUAUCACGCAGUAGGCUCGUGGCGGUGGGACCUCCAACCCCCUGCCGAGGGCGAAGGAGCUACCAAAACGGAGCCUGAGAUUGAUGACGAAGCGGAUAGUGGUAGUGAGGAGGAAGAAGAUGAUGAGGACGAGGAAGAAGACGAGGUCUGUGGGAUCUGUCAGUUGGAAUUCGAGAGCAGUUGUCCGGGAUGUAAAGUUCCGGGGGAUGAUUGCCCUUUGAUGUGGGGUCAGUGCACGCAUGUUUUUCACAUGCACUGUCUUCUCAAAUGGUUGAACACGGCGAGCAGUAAGGAACAGUGUCCUUUGGAUAGGAGACCCUGGGGUGAGUCUUGUCUGCAUUCUGGUCUUGAUCGAAUGAGGGCGUCGGAAUUAGAUCCAGGGGGACUUGUCUUGUAUGGGCUCGAACAUGUUCACGACAUCUGGGCUGACUCCGAUGGUUUCACUACGUCUCCCUGCUUUUCCUGCUUGCCUCCUCAUCGAUCUGUGCCAUAUUUCGCAUACUGGAACCGACAGUCACGGCCGAACGACACACCUCGUCCCACGGUGCUCCUGUUCCGAGUACCCGCAGCGAUACCGGGUCCAACCGGCACAAUCACUAUCCUGGCGCUGUAGCCGGUAUUGCCGCACCGGCUGCCAUGGACGAUCGGAGCAUGAUGACCAUCGGCGAGGAGAGCGAUGACGUCGAAUUGAGGCUGGCCAUCGAGGCCUCGAGGGCGGUCUAGCCAGGGCAACUGAUCUUCGAAGGAUAAUCGAAGACAGAUUCGACU